Molecule: messenger RNA, 2110 nt
Organism: Ectocarpus sp. CCAP 1310/34
Lineage: Eukaryota; Phaeophyceae; Ectocarpales; Ectocarpaceae
Source: the annotation of a GenBank genome assembly
AUGCCGUUCACGCUUUCUGUCCCAGCAGGGACGAAACCCGUUGCAUCACGCCCGUAUCGUAUCAACCCGUUGAUGCAAAAGAAAGUGGAUGCCGUUUUGGACCAGUAUUUGGCGGCAGGGCUCAUUCAACAUUCCACAUCUCCGUGGGCUUCUCCUUUAGUUGUCAUCCCCAAGAAGGACGGAUCUGUUCGCAUCACCGUCAACUACAAAUGUCUCAACGCUCUGGUAGAUUUGGAUGGACAACCUCUCCCUCGAGUGGACGGUAUCUUGGAUUCUCUGUACACCGGGAAAGUGUUCUCCAUCUUCGACCUCAACUCGGCUUUCCACCAGAUCGUUUGUGAUGAAGACACUGUCCCGCUCACCGCCUUUUGCACUCCCACGCAGUUGUUCGAAUGGCUUCGGAUGCCGCAGGGCGCCAACGCAAGUCCGUCUUGGUUCGUCGAGGUCAUCAACAGAGUAGUGCACGGUCAGGAGCGUGAGCUUGCUUAUCUGGACGAUGUCAUCUGUUUCGAUCAGGAACCUCUGGGACACGUGAUGAACUUGAUCGAGUUCUUCAAACGACUGCGACAGUACAACCUCAAACUGUCUCCAGGGAGGGCUCGCGUCGGCGCCACGCACGCCAACUUUCUCGGUCACACCAUCUCUCCGGCAGGUGUUAGCCCUGAUGGCGUCAAGGUUAGGGCGCUCACGCACAUGCCGCCGCCGACGAAUGUUAAGCAGCUUCGGAGCCUUCUCGGUGGACUCAGUUACUACCGGAUAUUCCUCAAGAGUCUCGCCAUCAAGGUGCGGCCUCUCAACUCUCUUGUCAAACAAGGCGUCCCCUUCAAGUACACCCCGGGCAUGGUCAAGCGUCUGCUCGAGCGCUUCUACUGGUGGAUUGGUUUGGAUCGUUCCGUGCGCUGGUGGCUUCGGGCGUGUUUGGUGUGUCAAGCUCGCAAGACUUCACGUCAGACUGCUCGGUGGCCCGUGAUCGCUCUGCCAUUGCCACAGGGGCCUGGUACGGUCUUCGGCGUCGACUUCUUCGGACCUCUGCCAGUGACUGCCAAGGGCAACUCCUACAUUUUGUUGUUCACAGACCGUUUCAGUCGGAGAGCCGACAUGUUCGCAGUUACAGCGGCGGAAUUUACGGCGAGAGGGACGGCUCACAUCUUCGUCAACCAAUAUAUGACCAAGUGGGGAUGUCCGACUACGUUAUUGUCGGACAACGAACUGCAUUUCUGCUCAAAGCUCUCCAUGGCAAUCUACGAGGUGAUGAAGAUCAAGAAGGUCACGACCAGCUCCUACCACCCACAGACCAACGGCGGCAUGGAACUCGUCAACCACACGAUGGCCCAGAUGCUUGCGGUGGCCGUCAACGAACAGCAACACGAUUGGGACAUACAUCUCCCGCGCGUUGAGUUUGCCUACAACAAUCCCGUGAACCAGUCUACUGGAUUAGCGCCAAACGAGAUCCACAUCGAACGCAUCCCGCGACUCCCGCUUUCGGUCUUCGAUCGUCACACGGUGGGUGGUCAUCAAAGCUUGGCCCGCGAUCAACUCGAGUAUUGCAACCUGGCUGUCGAUCGCCAGCGCCGGGCCUACGAACUUGUCCGUGAAUACAACGCGCUGAAGAUUUCGCGAGUCGAACGCCGAAACUCAUCCCUGCUGGACGCCAUUCACAAGCUCCCUCAGUUUACCGUUGGCGGNGUCACACGGUGGGUGGUCAUCAAAGCUUGGCCCGCGAUCAACUCGAGUAUUGCAACCUGGCUGUCGAUCGCCAGCGCCGGGCCUACGAACUUGUCCGUGAAUACAACGCGCUGAAGAUUUCGCGAGUCGAACGCCGAAACUCAUCCCUGCUGGACGCCAUUCACAAGCUCCCUCAGUUUACCGUUGGCGGGUGGGCUUGGGUGUACUACACGCUGCUACGAUUCGACAGGGUGUGCAGAAGGACAGGGACCAACAGGUGCUCAAGGCCAAACUCGCACUUUCCUGGACGGGGCCCUACAAAGUUCUUGCGGUGGGUCCCACCUCUGCCGACGCCACUCCGGACGGCCGCCCGUUGGCGCGUAAACUCCUCUACCUGGACCUGCCUUCCGAUCUUUCCGGCCCGGCAGCUCGUUGUCGCGUGUCU